This is a messenger RNA of Camellia sinensis, 2068 nucleotides long. RefSeq names its product putative serine/threonine-protein kinase At1g01540. Gene Ontology annotation, molecular function: protein kinase activity; ATP binding. Gene Ontology annotation, biological process: protein phosphorylation. Lineage: Eukaryota; Viridiplantae; Streptophyta; Magnoliopsida; Ericales; Theaceae. The record is from RefSeq and is a predicted model, not a curated record.
UCGCUCGCUCUCUCUCUCUCUCUCUCUCCACUCGCAGUCUGUGCACUCUCACAGUCCCCACCCCCUAGCCUCAACUAUAUGAUUUCGCUUCCGUAGAAGGAAAACACUCGCUCUUCUCUGAAUUCUGUUUCUUCUUUGCUUCAACCAUUCUCUUAUGUUAUCUCCAAAUUAAUAACGAGAAAGAUUGCGAAAUGUCUGAUGGGUCUUUGAACAACGAGCUCUCCAGAAAAACCUCAAUCUUCGGUCUCCGCUUGUGGGUCGUUCUCGGUAUAUGCUUUGGCGCUGCAAUUGUUCUUGUUCUCUUCCUAAUCUCUCUCUGGUUCACCUCAAGACGCAACAACAACAAGAACAAGAACAAUUCGACCCUUAAAAAAUCCUCUUCUCACAAACCCACAAUCCCAAACGUCUCGAGAGAGAUCCAAGAGAUCCGAAUUGACCCAUCUCGUGCUCAAACUCACACCCACAAUCACAAUCACAAUCACAAUCAAGACAACCUUAAGCUCCUUCCAGCUCCAAUUUCCGACCCAUUACCAGAAUCCGACCCAUUAGGCAGAGAGGAUGAUAACCCAAUUGGGCACCAGAGGAUCCACAUUGAGAUUGGAAAGGGUCAUCGGAUUUCAUACCCGGAGCGAGGCGGUGGCGGUAGCGGUGGCGGCGGUGGGUCGUCGCAUGGCAGUGGAGAGGCUCGGUCUGGUGAUCAGCUGGCCAUAGUUGUGCCUGAGGUUUCGCAUUUGGGUUGGGGACAUUGGUAUACUCUCAGAGAGCUUGAGGAGUCAACAAAUGGGUUUGCUCAUGAGAAUGUGAUUGGGGAAGGUGGGUAUGGGAUUGUUUACAGGGGUGUGUUGGAGGAUAACACUAAUGUGGCUGUCAAGAAUUUGCUCAAUAACAGGGGACAAGCUGAGAAGGAGUUUAAAGUUGAAGUCGAAGCAAUCGGACGUGUUCGGCAUAAGAAUUUGGUGAGGUUGCUGGGUUACUGUGCUGAAGGUGCUCAUAGGAUGCUUGUUUAUGAGUAUGUGGACAAUGGCAACUUAGAGCAGUGGAUUCAUGGAGAUGUAGGGCCUAGUAGCCCUCUUACAUGGGAUAUUCGAAUGAACAUUGUACUUGGAACGGCGAAAGGGUUGACUUAUCUUCAUGAGGGGCUUGAGCCCAAGGUUGUUCACCGUGAUAUCAAGUCAAGCAACAUUUUGCUUGACAAGCAGUGGAACGCAAAAGUAUCUGACUUUGGUUUAGCCAAGCUCUUGGGCUCGGAGAGGAAUUAUGUGACGACUCGAGUCAUGGGAACAUUUGGUUAUGUUGCUCCAGAAUAUGCUAGUACUGGAAUGUUGAAUGAGAGAAGUGACGUGUAUAGUUUUGGAAUUCUUCUCAUGGAGAUAAUUUCUGGGAGGAGCCCGGUCGAUUACAGCCGUCCUCCAGGGGAGGUGAACCUAGUCGAGUGGCUUAAAACAAUGGUUACCAAUAGGAAUGCGGAGGGAGUUUUGGAUCCUAAAAUACCUGAGAAGCCUUCUUCAAGGGCAUUGAAGCGUGCACUUUUAGUAGCGUUACGCUGUGUAGACCCAAAUGCUCAGAAGAGGCCAAAGAUGGGUCAUGUGAUACACAUGCUUGAAGCUGAUGAUUUUCCCUUCAGAGAUGACCGUAGAGCUGGAAGAGAACAUGGACGCCCACAUCGUGACAGUAUAAAGGAGAGGUUGAUGGAGAAGUGUGUGAUUGAAUCAGGUGACAGUAGUGGUUAUGAGAGUGCUGUCCAAGCCAACAGGUCACUUUGGAGAAGGCAAGAACCUGAAGAAGAGCAGUAACCUCAACACACCUCCGUGUGUUAGCAUUGAGAGUUAAGACUCACUUGUCUGAGUUCCUUUACAUCCAGAGCUGUCCUAGUUUGGAUUUUUAUUCACUUCACAUGUAUAUGCUAGUUAUAUCAAUGACUCUUGUAGACUUUUUAGCUAUUUUUGCGUUGAUUCAGUUUUGGAUACAGUGAUAAUGAUUCAGUUUUAUGGGCAAGCCAGUUUUCUUUGUGUCUGAAGACUGAUUGUUGUUUGUUACCUAAUGUUGAUAUUUUUGUUCACUUCUUAAA